Gordionus sp. m RMFG-2023 is the source of this 748-nucleotide messenger RNA. RefSeq lists its product as uncharacterized. The record is from RefSeq and is a predicted model, not a curated record. NCBI's taxonomy places the organism in Eukaryota, Metazoa, Nematomorpha, Gordioida, Chordodea, Parachordodidae. The transcript is spliced from 2 exons. Bases 19 to 729 code for a protein of 236 amino acids.
UUCGAUGCUGGAGAAUACAUGAAUAAAGAGAAUUCGACAUUUUUGCAAAGUUUAGCCACCCAUUUGGAAGAUCAGAAUGAACUUUCACUCAUAGUUAAGGACCAGCUGAUGAAUACCGAACAAUUCCAGAACCAUACUAUGUUAUUCGGAAAGGGCAAAAAUGGAAGAUUAGAUGUAACUAAAUUGAACCAAGCUUUGGAUGAUUUGUUAGUCAAGAAAAAGGACUUAUAUCACGUGAUGGCUUCCCAGCAAACUAAGCGGGAUGAGAUAUCGAAAGCGAUGGAAGCGUUGCGAGCUAAACUGCUCAAGAGUCAGGAGAGAUGGACAUUUUUACAAGCAAAAAUAGGGUCCUUUAAAGCUAGAGUCACAGUUGUUUUCCGAAAGAUCGAAUUCUUUGGCCCCUCCACUGAUGAUAAGGAUACUGUUAUCAACACGCACGAGAUCAAAAGAACGCUCCAACAACUGUCCUACAAAAUGAAUUACCUGUUAUUUCCUUUAGUCAAUAAAUUGCAGGACAUGGACGUUAAGCUCGAAAUGGCGAACCUGCAACUGGGAUUGGCUUGCAACAAACAGGAAAAGGGAAACGAGAAAAAGGAUACGACUAAAAUGUCUAAAAAUGUCGGAUCCGCCUAUUCCCCCCAAAACGUAGAAAUAUUUCGAGGAAUGGUCGAGGAACAAAACGAACGUAUCAAUGCCCUCUUGAACAGAAUGCGCAAAUUGGGCACGUGACACGAGGUUAUAUCGUAAA